AUGACUUUGCCACCGCCGACAGCAGAUGUUCCAAGUAUGGCCAAAUUCCCCGUCUACCCUUCUUUCACAGGUAACUCGUUAGAGUCCUUUCAGUACUCCCGGGAGGGCGAGUCGGUUGGGUAUUCAUAUCCGCCGUCUUACUCUCCCCUUCCUGGUCCCUUUCCAGAUCGCCGCAUUUCAUCUUCGCCCAGUAUUCUGACCCCUUCGCCAGGAGCCAGCGAUGGCCUGAGCCCCAGUCUUUCUAGCGUCAAUACCGGCAGUUCCCAAGGUUCUCAAGCAACAGGCAACAUGUAUCAGUAUGCACAACUUCACGGCGCAUGGCCUACACCAAGCAAUUCGUCGUACACCGUCAGCUCCGCGACCCAGGCGCAGCCAGCCCUUGGCCAACAGCACUUCGCUGGGCGAAACCACUCCAUUUACAGCCAAGGUCCCGGAAUGCAUCAAUAUAACCACCCACGAAGUUCUCAGUCGCCGGCUACUGGAGGUGAAGGACUCCCAGCACCCCCUUACGAUCAGGUGCAUCAGCCUUUUCAGACUUCGGUCUCGGGUGGAGGUGGCCAGACCACUCCACCAGGCCUCUCGACAUCUCAGCAGCCACAGGGUGCAAUUUUGACUUCGCAAAACGCGGUAGCAACGCAACCUCCUACUCCUUCGAGCGUGUCGGCACACGUCGAUUCAUAUACGCAUUCGAGGCCCCCCAGCACACCGAAUUACUAUACAUCAUCUGCACCUCAGCAGUCUAGCUUUCCACCAUAUGGCCACCAACCUUCGCCGACCCAGCAUUCCCCCUCUAAUGGCGGCCCUGUUCCCAGGGGCCUUGGAUCGAUCUCAGGCCAGCCGCAAGGUGCUGGCAUGGCACCCCCUGGCUCCUAUCGGCCAUACGCCUCUUACCAAACCCUUCCUACCAUGGGAGGACCAGCGGUCAUGUCCAAUAUUCACCAGCCUGGAAGCCAAAUGUCAAUGAUCUCAGGGAUGCCCGUACCUCCAUAUGGGCAUCCCAUGCUAUAUGGGGGCCAUGGCCAGCCUCCACCGACACAGUCAGAGCGGCCUUUCAAGUGCGACCAAUGCGUUCAGUCGUUCAGUCGAAACCACGAUCUCAAGAGACAUAAGCGAAUCCAUCUGGCAGUCAAACCAUUUCCUUGUACGUUUUGUAGUAAAAGCUUUUCCAGAAAGGAUGCUCUGAAGAGACAUCGGCUUGUCAAGGGCUGCGAAAACAAGGCCAACGAGGCCAACGGUGAUGGUAAUGGAGCAGAUCGCAGUGGGGAGGAGAACGAUAGCCCCGAUGUCAAGAGGGAACAGUAA
Messenger RNA from Fusarium redolens, 1302 nucleotides. RefSeq lists its product as uncharacterized. Gene Ontology annotation, molecular function: RNA polymerase II cis-regulatory region sequence-specific DNA binding; DNA-binding transcription activator activity, RNA polymerase II-specific. The transcript is spliced from 2 exons. Gene Ontology annotation, biological process: regulation of transcription by RNA polymerase II. The record is from RefSeq and is a predicted model, not a curated record. Bases 1 to 1302 code for a protein of 433 amino acids. NCBI's taxonomy places the organism in Eukaryota, Fungi, Ascomycota, Sordariomycetes, Hypocreales, Nectriaceae. Gene Ontology annotation, cellular component: nucleus.